AUGUUACGAUUAGCGGUAUGUGUCGGACUCUGUCUUCAUGUGGUCUUAAGUGACCCAGCAACUACCGCGGCCAGUGUACCAGGGGUCCCAACUGUGCCAACUUCACCUGCAUUUGUGAACCCCAAUUUAGCUGGUUACCCAGCGUAUUCUGGAUACAAUGGAUACAGGAGUCCUUAUAAUGCUGCUAGUCCAAAUGUACCUAUAAUUAGUUAUUCCAACAACCGUGGUCCAGAUGGAAGUUACGCAUACAGUUUCGCUACGGCAGACGGAAAGCAAGCCCAAGAAAGUGGAUUUUUGAAAGACGCCUAUAUUGACAACACUGGAUCACCACAAGGAACACAGGUUGUUGAAGGCAGUUAUGCUUAUACUUCCCCAGAGGGAACUCCCAUUCAAGUCAGUUAUGUUGCGGAUGAAAAUGGUUUUAGACCAGCCGGUGUACACAUUCCCGCUGAUGGCAAAGGCGUAGCUCCAGCGUUGCUAGGCAACGGCGUCGCUCCUGGGUUGCUAGGCAACGGAUACAACAAUAUUUACGACCCUAGACACAAUCGCUUCAAUAACUACGACCCACGUUACAAUGGUUUUAACAAAUAUCAAAACCCAUACAACUACAAUCAAUACAAUCCCGCAAGGCCGUUUGAUGCCCGAUACAACCCUUACAAUCCGUACCGCAAUGUUAAAAAUAUCAAGAAAACAUUGCUUGCAUUACUGGUGCUUGGCGUGGUAGCAGCUGAUGUGAGAGAUGUUUAUUAUCAACAGCAAGUGUACACAACGGAACCUAUUCCCAUAUUACGGCAAGAACAGAUAAUAAAUCCCGAUGGCUCUUAUAGAUGGAAUUAUGAAACAGCUAAUGGUAUUGCAGCUGAAGAAGAGGGAGUGAUAAAAAAUGCUGGUAUACCUGAACAAGAGUCUCUGUCUGCGCAGGGGCAGUAUCAAUACACAGCGCCUGAUGGUCAAAUAAUUCAAUUACAAUACGUAGCCGAUGAGAAUGGAUUUCAACCACGCGGUGCCCAUUUACCGACCCCACCACCAAUCCCAGAGGAAAUUCAAAGAGCAUUAGACCAUCUAGCGACACUCCCCACUCCGGGUCCAGAACUUAAUAGAAUAAGAAUUUAA
This is a messenger RNA of Pieris macdunnoughi, 1113 nucleotides long. The record is from the annotation of a GenBank genome assembly. NCBI's taxonomy places the organism in Eukaryota, Metazoa, Arthropoda, Insecta, Lepidoptera, Pieridae.